GAACAUAGGGAAAAACUGAAAGCAAGGAGUGUAUCACUAUACAAGGAGUGUGCUGAACAUAGGGAAACAUUGAAAGCAAGGAGUGUUAUGACUUACAGACAGAGUGAAAAUCAUAGACUAAACGUAAAAGCCCAUAAUAAAACCAAAUAUCAAAAUACUGAAUAUAAGACGCAGCUAAUACAACAUGUUCAGAUGAAGAGGGAUCAGAUUAAAGUUGAUUAUCAAAAUAUAGAUUUUGUUAUAGCAAAUUUUUUGGAAAAGGUUAAAGAAGGACCUGAUUUUGUGUGUUGUGUUUGUUUCCGGUUGCUGUUUAAGCAUCAGGUUCUGAAUUGUAAAAGAGACACUUACAAGAAAACCAAACAAAUGUCUAUGAUUGCAGAGCAAUGUAUAAAGGAAGAUUAUGUGCACAUCUGUUCUAAUACAUGUAGAACACCUUGUGUCUUCCUACAAACAUCUAAAAAUAAACUAUAUAUUUGUCACACCUGUCAUAAAAAAAUAAGUAAAGGUGAAGUGCCUCCAGAGAGUUCAAUUAAUAAGUUGACUCUUGAUCCCAUUCCACCUCAAUUGGCAUGUUUGAAUACUUUAGAACAACACUUAAUAGCUUUACAUAUACCGUUUAUGAAGCUUUUGGCCUUGCCUAAAGGUGGACAAAAUGGUUGCCAUGGACCAAUUACGUGUGUUCCAGCUAAUAUUUCUCAAACAUGCAGUUUGUUACCACGAAGCAAUAUGGAAGGUUCUUUACUACCUGUUAAAUUGAAACGUAAACUGACAUUCAAAGGCCAUUAUGAUUAUCAGUUUGUUGAUACCAUGCAUGUUCAAGAAGCUCUACAUUAUCUCAAACAUAACAACCUGUAUUAUAAAGAUGUACAGUUCAAUGAAGCUUGGAUAAAUGAGUUUUCUCGUGAGGAAAUUGAGCCUGUUAAUGAUGAAACUGUUUGCCAAAAAGAAGCUGUGAUUGAAAAGGAAGAUGGUGUGGAGGAUGAGCUAUUGCAUGACAGACAACAACAUUGUAUGUUUCAAGACACUUGUCUUAUGCCAGUAGAUAUUGGCCAGGAAGCAUUGGAUCAAUACUUUGAUAAUGUAUUAAAUUUAGCCCCAGCUGAAGGUAAUAAUCCUGUCAAGCUGCUUUCAGAUUGUUCAAAUGAAGCAAAAUGUUUUCCUGUGUUGUUUCCUUCAGGAUCUAAUACAUACCAUCAAAGCAGAAAAUAUCCUUUAACAUUGUUUCGCUACUUUAAUAAUAAGCUUUUACAUGUAGACGGGCGAUUUGCUCAUAAUGUGGAGUACAUCUUUUAUGCACAGUAUAUGUUGGAAGUGGAAAAGGUAAUAUCAAGCGCAUCAAUAGCUUUACGAAAAGGAAAAAGGUUUACUUCUCAAAAUUUGGCUGACCUGCUAAAGGAUGAAGAUUCCAUAAAGAAGCUCUUGGAGUUUGAUGACGGCUAUCGUUUUCUGAAACCUAUUCGGGGUACACCAGCUUUUUGGCAGUCUGCGCAACGUGACAUCUUGGCUUGUGUGAGACAACUUGGGAAACCAACUUGGUUUACAUCAUUUUCAUCAGCUGAUAUGAGAUGGACUAAUCUCCUGUACACCAUUUUGAGACAGGAAGGACGAACACAGACUUUGGAGGAGUUACAAUAUGAAGAUAAGUGUGAGCUGUUGCGUCGGAACCCUGUCACUGCUGCCAGAAUGUUUGAUUUCCGCUUUCAUGUUUUCCUGAAAGAAGUUCUCAUGUCUCGUGCAAAUCCCAUUGGUAAGAUUGUGGAUUACUAUUAUCGUGUUGAGUUUCAACAGCGUGGCAGUCCACAUUGCCAUUGUCUGUUUUGGGUAGAGGGAGCCCCUGUUUUGGAUCGUGAUACUGAUGAAGAGGUAAUUGCGUUUAUAGACAAGUAUGUCACAUGUCAACUUCCACCAGAAGAUGACUCGUUGUAUGAGAUUGUUUCAUCUGUGCAGCAACAUUCAAAACGGCAUUCAAAAACUUGUAAAAAAAACAAAACUGUCUGUCGUUUUAAUUUUCCACGACCUCCAUCUAGCAGAACUUUUAUUUGUCGUGGGGAGAAAUAUCAGGAUACAGUAAAAAAAUGUCAGUGUAACUUGGAUGAAACAGACACAACAUUAAAGUGUGUCUGUUCAGCAAAAAAGGCAGAUGAGUUGAUGGAAAGUGAUAUGGCAAACACUAUACUAACAAAAGUGAAGAAUGCUUUGUUAGAUGAGAACAGUACAUAUAGUACAGUGGAAGACAUGUUUGAAGGUUUGGGUAUUAAUCAAAGAUUAUUUGAAAUGGCAUACAAACGCUGUAGUCGAAAAACAGUUGUUGUACUGAAAAGGGGGAUGAAUGAAAUCUGGAUUAAUCAGUAUAGCAAGCCACUACUGAAAGCUUGGAAUGCUAAUAUUGACAUCCAAUACGUUGUUGAUGCUUAUGCAUGUUCUGUCUACAUAAUAACAUACAUGUCAAAGGGUGAAAAAGAAAUGGGCCUUAUGCUUGGAAAUACCCAAAAAGAAUCAAAGGAGGGCAAUGUCAGUGCAAAGGAGGCUUUAAAGAUUCUUGGUCGUGUUUAUCUGCAUAACAGGGAUGUUUGUGCUCAGGAAGCGGUAUAUAGAUUGACAAAUAUGCAUUUAAAGGAAUGUUCUAGAAAGGUUGUUUUCAUCCCUACUGGUGAAAACAUUGUUAAAAUGAGUUUACCCCUUUCUGUUUUGAAACAGAGAGCAUCCUCAGACAAUCUUACUACAGAUGACAUGUGGAUGACUGGUCUAAAUGACCGUUACAAAAACAGACCCAAUGACCCUACUUGGAAUGACAUGUGCCUGGCCACCUUUGCUUCAGAAUAUCGUGUUCUCAGUAAAAAUGAAAAGAGUAAAAAUGCUGUCAAACUGAGUAAUGGAUUAGGUUUUGUGAGUAAAAGAACUCGAACACAACCUGCUGUUGUUCGUUAUGCACGAUUCUCUGAAACUAAAAACUCAGAGAAAUUUCAUCAAACUGUUUUGCAGUUGUUUUUGCCAUAUCGCCACGAUUGUGACCUUAAACCAACAAACUGGGAAACUUUUGAGGACUUUUAUAAAACUGGAAUAGUUCGAUUGGCUGAUGGGAAAAGACAUUCAGUAAAGUCUGUUGUCGAUCUAAAUAGAAGCCACUUUGAGAUGGAAUCAGAAAGCUUAGAUAUUGCAGAAAAUGUGGUUGGUGAUGACCUGCUGGAAGAUGCAUGGAGUGAGUUGUGUCCUGAGCUUGAAGUGGAACGCUUGGAGUGUGCAGAGGAGCACAAAAAAAUGCGAGAAAGUCUUGAUGAUGAAGAAGAACAUAUUCCUGAUUUGAGUUCCAAAGAUGUUGCAACAUUAGAGAAGAAAAACACAUUGAGUAGAAUUGAAGGUCUGACAUUGAUAAGGUCUCUGAAUGAAAGACAGUUCUCCAUCUUUUAUGAAAUCAGACAGUGGUGUCUGGACAAGGUCAAUGGAAAAAACCCCAAAUCAAUGCAUAUGUUCAUUACAGGUGGCGCUGGUACUGGGAAAAGUCAUUUAAUAAAAGCUAUACAGUAUGAAUCAAACAGAAUCUUAUCACCACUGUCUAGAAAUCCUGAUAAUAUUUGUGUUCUACUGACUGCUCCCACUGGUAUAGCUGCUUAUAACUUGGAAGCAGCCACAAUUCACUCCACAUUUUCUAUUGGAAUGGAUCUACGAUUACCCUACAUUCCAUUGGGUGAGGAGAAACUAAAUUCAUUCCGUGCCAAAUAUUGCGAUCUACAGCUUCUAAUUAUAGAUGAAAUAUCAAUGGUUGAUCACAAUCUUUUGUCAUAUAUUCAUGGUAGACUGCGACAAAUUAAACAAACUGGAGAUUUCUCACCAUUUGGAAACCUUAGUAUUAUUGCUGUUGGAGAUUUUUUUCAAUUACCUCCUGUGAAAGGUACACCACUGUAUUCUGAUGGUGUUAGUAGCUCUUUAUGGUCAGAUUUGUUCAAGGUUGUUGAGCUAAAAGAGAUUGUUAGGCAAAAAGACAUUGUGUUUUCCCAGCUGUUAAACAGAUUGAGGACUCGCUCCAAAAAGUCACCUAUGUUACCUGGCGAUAUUGAGAUUCUAAAACGCUGUGAAACAGGAGAAGAAAGCUCAGCCUUACAUAUCUUUGCAACAAAUCAACAGGUAAAUGAGCAUAAUACUAAUCAGCUAUUUAAGUGUUGCCCUGAAUAUGUAAGAAUUGGAGCACAAGAUUAUGUCAAUGAUAAAAAAAGUGGCAAACUGAAGUUGUUGGAGGGAAGUCAUGCCAAAGCUCCCUAUACAUCUUUAUCUGAAGUAUUGUUGUUGGGUAAAGGAGCACGUGUUAUGUUGUGUAAAAAUAUUGAUGUUAGUGAUGGUCUGGUUAAUGGUGUUUGUGGUACUGUAACCGAGAUAAUUCCAGCAGAAACCAAAGACUUUCCUAAAAAAGUCUAUGUACAAUUUGAUGACCAUCGUGUUGGUGUUAUGAGGAGGAAGAGCUUGCGGUGUUUGUCACAAGAUCUGGUUGAUUCAACACCUAUUGAACCAGAGGAAGACAGGGCAACAAGUAAAGGUGGAAUGCGACGGCAGUUUCCUCUGAAAUUGGCAUGGGCUGUCACUGUACAUAAAGUGCAAGGUGUAACCGUUGACAAAGCUGUUGUGUGUCUCGAUAAAAUAUUUGCAGCUGGUCAGGCUUAUGUAGCUUUAAGUCGUGUAAAAACCAUUUCUGGAUUGAUCAUUCAGGACUUCAAAGAGAAAAAGAUUUACUGUAAAGAUGAUGUUCAACUUGCUGUUGAAAAUAUGACACCUGUUUUAAGUGGAUCUACACAGUUUGAGACAUUUAAAAAAUCUUGUUGUACUGUGUUUCUGAUGAAUGUGCAAAGUCUGAAUCGGCAUGUGGAAGAUUUAGCAUUUUGUACAAAACAUUUAAAACCUACUUGCAUUGCAGUAACAGAAACAUGGCUGUCUGUUUCCACAACAGAUACAGUAAUUAUUGAUGGUUAUACUUUUAAUAGCUGUCCAAGAGGUGUAGCAUAUUCUGGCAGAGAAAAGGCAUUGUUGGCAUUUAAAGACCAGCAACGUGGUGGUGUUGGCAUCUAUACUGCAAAAGGUUUGUCACAUGAAAUCUUGAAACCACCAAGUGUUGAUCUGGAAUGUGGAGUGAUAAGAUUGUAUGAUUUCAAUAUCAUACUGGUGGUUAUAUAUCGUCCACCACUGUAUCCUCAUUCCAUAUUUAAAGCAAAUCUGGGAAAGUUGCUUGAAUGGCUUGAGCCACUAAGUGACACAAUAGCACUGAUGGGAGAUUUCAAUGAUGAUAUUUUAAAGACCUCAACCAUCUGCAACUUUAUGACCGACAGGGGUUUUGUACAGAAAGUCAUAGGACCAACUACAGAGAGGGGAACUCUGAUUGAUCAUGUAUACUUAAAAUCAACAGCAUACGAAAUGGAUGCAUUGACUAUCGCAACAUAUUUUAGUGAUCAUGAGGGCAUAAUGUGUGGUUUUAAUACUUUUAAAUGA
Cyprinodon tularosa is the source of this 5472-nucleotide messenger RNA. RefSeq lists its product as uncharacterized. Gene Ontology annotation, biological process: telomere maintenance; DNA repair. The record is from RefSeq and is a predicted model, not a curated record. NCBI's taxonomy places the organism in Eukaryota, Metazoa, Chordata, Actinopteri, Cyprinodontiformes, Cyprinodontidae. The coding region runs from base 88 to 5472 and encodes 1794 amino acids. Gene Ontology annotation, molecular function: ATP hydrolysis activity; DNA helicase activity. The transcript has a single exon.